Molecule: messenger RNA, 3168 nt
Organism: Saprolegnia parasitica CBS 223.65
Lineage: Eukaryota; Oomycota; Saprolegniomycetes; Saprolegniales; Saprolegniaceae
Exons: 12
Coding region: 12-3137 (1041 amino acids)
Biological process (GO): mitotic chromosome condensation
Cellular component (GO): condensin complex; condensed chromosome
Source: RefSeq, a predicted model, not a curated record
GCAACGGCAGCAUGGCAGGAGCGGACGGCGACGAGCUGCGGGCCGACCUCCACGAAGUCCUCGGCGGGGUCGUGGACGACGCAUCGUCCGAGCACGACGCGGGCUUCCACAUGUCCAAGAACCUCCAGAGCCUCCAGGCGCUGUACGACGGCGACAGCCACGGCUUUCUCCAUGCGCUGCAACUGGCGCUCAUCGGGCCGCUCAAGCACGACGGCCGCGGCCGGUCGGGCCAGGACAUUGAGCGCCUCCUUCGCAUCGUCAGCGCCGUGAAGUACUCGCCGGCGGACUUUGCGCGCUUGGUGCGGUUUGCGCUGCGCGGCUGCGAGGCCGAGGACCGCAACGUCCGCUGCCACAGCACGCAGCUCACGGGCCAUUUGCUCGGCCACGCUGCCGACAUCUCCGACGAACUCUGGGAAGACGUGGCCACGAUCCUGCUGCAGCGCGCGAAGGACAAGCUCCCAACCAUCCGCGCCGCAAGCGUCGUCGGCUUGCAGCUGCUGCAAAAGCUGUCGAUCGACGACGUCGACGCGAUCUCAAACGCAGUGUUGCGCCUCGCCGUGACCGACCCGAGCAAGGAGGUCCGCGUCGCCGCGACGGAGAAGGUCGCCGUGCGCAUGACGUCGAUCGGCGACCUCUUGAUCCGCGUCCGCGACAUCUCGCCCGAGGUGCGCGCGACCGUCUUCAACGUGCUGGCCACGGCCGACACACUCGUGAUUCUGUCGCCAUCCGACCGCGUGCACAUGCUGGACCAGGGCAUGAACGACCGCGACGAGAGCGUUGUCUCGGCGUGCCAGAACAUGGUGCUGGCGUGGCUCCGCGCCGCCCACGGGUCUCCCGUCGAGCUCUUGUCGCAGCUCACGAUCGAGAAGGCGCCGGCGGUGUGCUCGUCACUCUGUCGCUGGCUCCUCAAGCAGCACGCAGCCGACCUCUCGUCCCAGAACGUCAAGGACAAGGCGCUCUUUGGCAGCGCGCUUAGCGUCGCCGACGCCUUCUUCUGGAAGGAGCAGUGCCUCUACUAUCAAAGUAUCAAGAACGACGAGAUGCUCGAGCUGCUCUUGCCGAGUAUCUCGUCGUACUGCGACUUGCUCCGGCACCUCCACACCUCGCUCGUCGACGCGGUCGACGAACCCGAGAAGGACGAGCUGCUCGUCGUCGGGCAGUACGUGCUGCAGCUGGGCGUUGCCCUCGACUUUCAGGACGAGGUCGGGCGCCGCCAGCUCAUCCACCUUCUCCGAACGUUCUUCCAAACGGUGGCCUUCGAGUCCAAGUGGCUCCACGACGCAGUCAUGCUGCUCGCGAUGAUUUGCCGCUCGACCGAGUUUGAGUUUGUGCAAUACAUGACGGAGAUCACGAGCGAUCUCUACGACCUCAUGCAAGAGAUGGAAUCGAUGAGCCCCGAGACGCGGACGGAGCUCACCGAGCGCCUGGACGCCGUCGACGCGCAGAUCGACGACGAGUCGCUCUCGGCCGAGGCAUACGACGCCCUCUCGGCCGAAGCCCUCGCACUGGAGAAGCAGCUCGAGGAGCCCAAGACGCUCCAGUGGCUGCGCUGCCUCGAGCUCACGGCCAAGCUCCUCCAAUUCACGCGCCAGAAUCUGCGCAACGCGACGAUUGCCGGCGUGCUGCACAUGAUUUUGCCCGCGAUCGACAGCGACAUCCCCGCGCUCCGAGAGAAAGGCCUCGAAGGGCUCGGACUCUACUGCCUCCUCGACCGCCAAAUGGCGGCCAAGCACGCGAUCGUGUUUUGGCGCGUCCUCAACGCCGACGACGAAGACGGCGACUCGAAGCACGUGUGCAUCCAAGUGCUACUGGAUUUUUUCACGGCGUUCAAGCAGUUUGAAGUGCUUCCGGUCGUCGAGGACGAUGAGGUCGUCACGUCGCGCGUGAUCCUCGACGGGCUUGCGACCUAUUUUUGCGUCGACCAGCGCCAGUUGGACGAGUGGGACCUGCCGACGCAGACGCUCGUUGUCCGCGGCUUUAUCAAGCUCUUCCUCCUCGGUCGCAUCCAGGACCUCGAGACGUUGCAGCAUCUCUUGGAGCUCUACUUUCACCCGUUCCUUAAGGAGAUGGUCAUCUCGGACGAGCACGGCUUUUGCUCCGAGACGCUGCAGAUGCUCUCGGUGUUUUACCACGCGGCCGACUGCAAUCUCAUCAGCAGCGCGAGCCACCACGUCUUGUCGCGUGCGCUCUAUGGCGUGUCGGCGGUGCCGUUUGCGGAGGCGGCGCCGUACCUCUUGCAGCUGCUGCAGCACCCGCGCAUGGACGGCGCGUGCACUCGCAACCACCACAACAAGGUCGCGAUCUGGGUCUGCGUCGAGAUGCUCGCCUUGCACGAAGUCACCAACGUGAUCAAGCGCGCGUCCAAGAAACAGAUGCUCCACCAGUGGUGGACGCUGCUCCAGAACCUCGAGUGGUCGGUCGACGCGCCAGCCAACGACGACAACGACACGGAAGACGACGAUGACGCGCCGAUCGCACGCAAGCGAGACAAGGUCAAGGUCGAAGACGUGGUCGCCGAGGUCAAGGUCGAUGACGCGCCGCCCACCGAUGACGCGCCGCCCACCGAUGACGCCUUGCUGUACAUCUUGCUCGACGAGGUGUGCACGCUCGUGCCCGAGAACGCCAAGCUCAAAGCCAAGAUGGCCGCAGCGUUUGGCCCGUCGUUCACGUGCGAGCUCACGGAUGCGAUGCAAUCCUGGAUGGUCAACGCGGUCGGCACGCGCAAGGAGGUGCUGAGCAAGGGCGUGUACAAGCGCGGCAUGCAGUUUCGCGCGGCGCCCAAGCUCGAGGCCAACGACAGCGUGACGGAGGAGGACGAGCUCGGGAGCGACGCGAUCGAGAGCGACGAGAGCGACGACACGCGGACGUCGCGAUCGAAGCGCGCCAGAGCGGCGCCGACGCGGGCGACGACGGCGCGUCAGUCCAAGAGCGCAGCGGCGGCCAAGCUCAAGGCGUCCAUUUCGAGCGACGAGGCGUCGGCGAUUGAGAUUGAAGACGAGGUGUCCGCGAUUGAGAUUGACGACGACGAGUCGGCGGUCGAGGACGACGACGAGGAAGCAACGGCGCCCGCGACGACCGAACCCACGGACAAGGGCGACGGUGACGACGACGCGUCGAUGGGUGACGACGACGAGUGAGCGACGAUAAUAAUGUUGUCGUUGUCAUGGG